Nerophis lumbriciformis (worm pipefish) is the source of this 1473-nucleotide messenger RNA. RefSeq names its product synapse differentiation-inducing gene protein 1-like. Lineage: Eukaryota; Metazoa; Chordata; Actinopteri; Syngnathiformes; Syngnathidae. The record is from RefSeq and is a predicted model, not a curated record. Gene Ontology annotation, cellular component: intracellular membrane-bounded organelle; membrane.
ACAGCAGCCGGGAGGAAAGCCACCGUCUCAUCGAGUAGACUUUGACAUCACAGCAAACCAGCAGCCUCCUGGACUCAGUUGGGCUCCAAGGUUCUCAUCUAAAUCCUCUUGAGCCGCCCGGUCACAGCGUGCGGCUGUGCGUAAAAAUGGAGCUGUCGGCGUGCACGCAGCACAGCGCUCUUACGCACACGCACAGACAUUGCACACGCGGAGAAACUUGCUUUAAGUGAAGGCUGCGGCGUGCAUGGCAGCUUCUUCACAAACUGAUGAUGUGAAGUAACGCCAUGUGGACCAGAACCGGGCGAGUCCGUCAGUUGCGCUGAGGAAGGAUGCUGAGUGAAGAUGCAGGAGGACAUUUGAGACAAGCUUACACAUUCCAUAACUCCAUUUGGGCUCUGUAAGUAUGAGCAGGACCACCAUGGAGAGUCUCAGUGAGCUCCAGAAUCCUCUUCUCGACAAAAGCAACAGACAUGUCGUGCAGGGUUACCGUGGCGACUACCCAACCCAGCGGUACCAUGAGGACAGCCUUGUGAGCAACUACUACAGCGGGACUAAUGAUGAGCACAAGUCUCAGCAGUUUCUAGACGCCACCUCACUUCAUCUUGCGGUGGAGGCCUUCUACAAACCAAACUUGAUCUUGUGUAAGGACAACGUCAGCCUCCACAGCAAAGACUCCAAGAGCGAGAGCUUUGAAACCACCUUCACAGAGAGUAAGGAUGCGGUGUUGGGCGAGGACUCCGCAGAGAACCAAAGCGCACAAGGAGAGAAGGAUGUAAAGAUCCAGACGGUGUCAUAUGACGUGGAGGACGAGCAAGUUCCUGAGUAUGAGAGUGAUAGCUCCAGUGAAAGCGAGAGUGAGGACAACUUCCUGGUGCUCCCACCUCGAGACUACUUAGGCCUCGCCAUUUUCUCCAUGCUCUGCUGCUUCUGGCCUUUGGGCAUUGUGGCCUUCUACUAUUCUCACAAGACUGGCAAGGCCGUCGCUAAGGGAGACUUUUCCAGAGCAGGAAUGAGUUCCAGGAGAGCCCUUUUUCUAGCUGCUCUGUCCAUUACCAUCGGCACAGGGAUGUACGUGGGGGUGGUGGUGGCUCUCAUAGCCUACCUGUCCAAACCUGGACAUGUAUAGCACUGUCUAAAGAGGGACACAUGGGAGGAGAGUGCUGAGGAUGGACUUCAUUACUCCUGAAGGCGACUGGAUUUCAACAGAAUGAAGAUAAAAACAAACAUGGAGGAGAAACACUUAUUUGUCCAAAAAUAAGGACAGACUUCAUUAAUGUCAGAACGGGCGUCAUGUGAGUCAAACAACGUUGAUGUAUUCCCUAUUCAAUGUCAAUGUUUAAACAAAAUACUUUUUAUAUUAUCAUGACCCAGAAAAAAACGAGCUAAAUGUCAUUGUGGACACAAAACUGGUCAACAGGGAUCAACAGCAAUAUUUAUGUUUAUUCUGUACCGUAAAUGUAGUAAAUAAACACA